UCGCAGGUGCAUUUGGGAGCUUUUGUCCACUCGAUCCAUCGCCUCGAGGCGCAGAGCGAUGACAGCGCAGUGAUGGACAACUGGAAAGCUUGCCACAAUCUUGAGUACCUGUUGGUUGGCACCAUCCGAAUUCAAUUGAACUGUAGAAAUUAAAUUUUAUGGGAAUUGCAUUCAACUGCGAGGCGCUUGUAAAUCCAACAGGUGUUAACAUAUUCUUCCCACUACUACGGCGCUGCAGCGCAUGAGGGAAGCAAUCGUAUCUUGAUUCAUAUAUUUCGAUCUCCGCAUUAAUCUCAUUAAUGUCUUCAAAUAAGUUUUGUCAGCUAGGUUGUUAGUGCGUGGAUUUUUGUCUACUAACCUAUAUCUUGGUGAAAGCAGACCCCAUUUUUCCUUUCCUCAAGGAAUGAAUUCUCCACUUCAUCUGCGAAAAAGCCACGGGAAACACCUCCUUCUCCAGAAGGAACUGCUGGCUCUGGGGGUUCCCUCAAGAAGCUUGUCCUUGGGAGUGCGGUUGUCGGUGCUGCUGCUAUGGCAGCUUAUCAAACUGGCUACAUAGACUUUCUUGUCGAGGCCCCUAAGGAUGAACAACCUAGACCUAGUGACCUGAAAGCUGUUGAAACGUUGAAGCAUAUGGAGCAUCGCAAUGAAGGUGUAACUCUUCCAAGUGUGGAAAAUCCGAGUGAGCUGAAACGGAACAGAGAAGAUACUGAGAAAACUGAACAUUAUCAACGUACAGGUGCGGAUGUGAAUCACGGAAGUGGUUCAGAAUUUAAACCUGCUGUAGAGGAUACUGUAACUGCCAAAGAAAAUGAGUUGUCAAAUUUAGCUCAGACUACGACAUCUCCUGGUGAGCAAACAGUUGGUUCCAGAAUAUCGUCUGAAGGCAAUCUCAUUGAGGAUAAAGAUGAAAGUUCUGAGCUUGAACAAAAGAAUCAGCCUGAAAAUUCUAGAGUAGAGGACGGUGUUAUAGACAAUUCAGUUCAAGCAUCUGAAGGAAGUGCUACGCAGGAUGCUGCUUCUCAUCAGGAUAUAACCAUGGAAGUGUCAAAGGAUGCAGUUAAUGAGGAAGGAGAGGCGCCAAAAUCACUUGCCGAUUCGUAUUCGCUAAAUGCAGUUGAAGUUAAUUCUGACUCUUCUGCAAAAAGAGCUAUGACUGAUCCUGUGGUAGUAAUGUUUAACGAAAAAGAGGUUUCUGUGGCUGAAAGUGGAAAAUCCAAGGACAAGAACAAACCAAAUAAUGAUAAAGUAGAAGUUUAUCUUACAGAAGUUAUCCAUGCUGCUGAAGAAAGGCAGGCUAAGAAAGACGCAUACAUCUUCGCUGAAGAAAACCGGAAGUUGAAGGAAAAAUAUGAGAAGGAGUUGAAGGAUGCUAGGGCAAGGGAGCUUAUGUAUGCUGAAGAAGCAGCAAUUCUUGAUAAGGAGUUGAACAAAGAAAAGGUAAAGGCAGCAGCUGCAAUCAAGUCACUCCAGGAAAAAUCUGAACAAAAACUUCAGGAGGAAUUACAGUGCAAGGAAGAAGAGGCUGAUAUACUGCUGAAGAAAGCUCAGGAACUAGCAAAAGCAGAGCUAACUGCAGCCAUUGCAAGUGAGAAAGCAUCUCAGAUAGAAAGAAUUGCUGAAGCAAGCAUGAAUAUAGAUGCCUUGUGCAUGGCGUUCUUUGCGAGGUCUGAAGAAGCUCGUCAGACUCAUUCGGUUCACAAACUUGCUUUGGGAACUCUUGCGUUAGAAGAUGCCCUUUCUAAAGGGAUGCCGAUUAGAGCGGAGGUAGAGACAUUGCACAAGUCUCUUGAAGGCAUUAAUAAAGACUCACUUUUGGAUUUGGUGCUGUCGUCCCUCCCAGAAGACGUAUUAAACUAUGGGACCGAUACACGUAUGCAGUUGAAUCAAAAGUUUGAUUCAUUGAAGGGAACCUUGCGUCAUUUUAGCCUCAUUCCAGCUGGUGGUGGUGGUCUUCUAGCUCAUUCUGUAGCCCAUAUUGCAUCAUCAAUAAAGAUGAGAGAGGAUCAAUCUGGACAUGGCAUUGAGUCAGUAAUCAGUAAAGUCGAAAACUACUUGGUGCAUGGUAAAUUUGCAGAAGCUGCCGAAACUUUAGAAGGAGGCGUACGUGGCAGUGAAGCAGAGGAAGUUAUUGCCGAGUGGGUGAGGCAGGCAAGAAAACGUGCUGUGGUAGAGCAAGCCCUCACUCUGCUUCAAUCGUAUGCUUCUGCCAUCGCCUGUUAGUACUCAUCCCUUGAAUCGUUAUCGGUUCUACUGAGUCCUUGGAUGUUAUUCCCAACUUUUGAUUAACUAUUCGAUAGGAGACUAGGCAAAGUUGUUGUUUUAAGUAGCUCGGAUCAUAUCGAAACCCGAUUAUUCGGUUGAAUAAAUAAAAAGUUUUGUUUACCAUAA
Molecule: messenger RNA, 2388 nt
Organism: Asparagus officinalis (garden asparagus)
Lineage: Eukaryota; Viridiplantae; Streptophyta; Magnoliopsida; Asparagales; Asparagaceae
Product: MICOS complex subunit MIC60
Exons: 11
Coding region: 529-2220 (563 amino acids)
Biological process (GO): cristae formation
Cellular component (GO): MICOS complex
Source: RefSeq, a predicted model, not a curated record